Molecule: messenger RNA, 855 nt
Organism: Necator americanus (New World hookworm)
Lineage: Eukaryota; Metazoa; Nematoda; Chromadorea; Rhabditida; Ancylostomatidae
Exons: 8
Coding region: 1-855 (284 amino acids)
Source: RefSeq, a predicted model, not a curated record
AUGCUAUAUUUUGAAUUUAACAAGGAACCCGUUCGGGAUCAUUGUUUUUCAUUACCGAAUUGUUGGUGUGCUGAAGCUGAAGCAGUUAGACAUCUUCGAAUUGAUCAUGUAUUGGUCUUUUUGCUGACUGAUCGGGUGCGAGGAUCCUCAACUCGUCGGGGUUAUGGCGAACAUCCAAGCACCAUUAACUCUGCACAUUCCAGCGGAUUCGCCGGAGAUAUUAUGUUUCGUAAACCAAAUGAUGAUGAUGACUGUGUUGGAUCUCGGAAGGUGGUGAAGGCCAAACCUUUGCCAAUGAAAUAUUCACAGAAGCUUUCUAUGACUGGGAAGGAUUUCGUGUCGUUUGGCAGCGAAGGUGGAAACGCGUACACAAGAAAUGAAUCGGAAGCGAACUCCUCCUCCUCGCUAAGUGGAACUAGCUUAACAGAGGACGAAAAGAAUAAAAUCCAUGCAAAAAUAUUGAAGGCGGAAAUGAAGGGCGAUAUGGAACUAGUAGAGAAGCUCAAACGUAAACUGGAGGGCGAAUCUGCGACGAAAGAUCCGGUCAUUCUUCUGAAACGAAGUCGAUCGGGGAACAUUAUGCCUGCUCAUGGUAUCAAGGACUCUGGCUUUGUUGAGUCCUCUUCACGUAUUCAGAGGGAGUACGGGAAAAACCAAACCUUCAGAGACAUGGUACAGGAAGAGAAAUCAUCAAGUGCAGAAGAUCAGCUCAUGCUGUUUCACAAAUCAAUUAUUAGGUACGUACCACCUUUGCGCCGCAUCCUCGAAUGCGUGGCUGAAAAUCAGUUACGUCUCCAUUCAAGUGAAACUUAUGCUACUGAAGGAACCGGAACAUGUACAAGAGUGGACAAUUAG